Molecule: messenger RNA, 1767 nt
Organism: Amorphotheca resinae ATCC 22711
Lineage: Eukaryota; Fungi; Ascomycota; Leotiomycetes; Helotiales; Amorphothecaceae
Exons: 2
Coding region: 1-1767 (588 amino acids)
Biological process (GO): proteolysis
Molecular function (GO): metallocarboxypeptidase activity; zinc ion binding
Source: RefSeq, a predicted model, not a curated record
AUGCAGCCCUCCUUCAACGCUUCCUUUCUUCUUCCUCUUCUGCUUCUUCUCGUCUGGGCUCCGCUCCAACUUCACGUCGUCGCCGCUCCCUCGACCUCGGGUACACCCGAUAAGCUGAACAGCCAGUUCCCCCCGCCCCAGCCUCAGCCAUGGAAGCUUCGCAACAUAUUCCCGCAGGUGGCCUGGCUGAGGGACACCGCCGUGGAGAAGGUGUUUGGCUUGCCACCAAAACCCGCCAAGGCCGACUUUGACGCCUCUCUCUCGCGUUCAUCCUCCCAACUUCCGUCCACACUGCUGGCCAAAUAUGGCGGAGAGGUGGUCCUCCGAUUCAAUCUUAGUACUCCAUAUGAAGAGCGGAUGUUAGCAGAGGCUGCGGAUACCCUAUUUCUGGACGUGUGGGAGUUUACAAGCAAUUGGGCCGAUAUCCGCCUCAGAGAGGAGGAUGUACCAUCACUCCUUGGGUUACUCCCCGACUCUUUACAAAAGGCAUAUUCACAUCUUAUGCCGGAUCUGGCAAAGACCAUCUACCAAUCUUACCCCUCUGUGCCCUCUUCGGAGCCGUCAUUUCCACCGACCCAUGCACACGCCUUUACACCUUCAUUGAAGACCUCAGAUGGAGUUGACAAUAUAUUCUUCCGAGAUUACCAACCCUUGUCGGUUAUCGUGCCAUGGAUGCGUCUCAUGGCGUCCAUGUUCACCACCCAUGUGCGAAUGAUCAAUAUUGGUACAACAUAUGAGGGACGAGAUAUUCCUGCCCUCCGAAUUGGGGUAUCCCCUAGCCUCCCCCAAGAGCCUUCGGAGCCUCGCAAGACCAUCCUUAUAUCUGGAGGUCUACACGCUCGAGAGUGGAUAUCAGUAAGCACUGUGACAUAUAUCGCCUGGAGUCUGAUCACUUCAUAUGGCAAGUUCCCGGGAAUAACUAAACUUCUACAAGAGUUCGAUUUUGUGAUGAUCCCUACCAUCAACCCCGACGGUUAUGUGUAUACUUGGGAGAAUGAUCGCCUGUGGCGGAAGAACCGUCAGCAAACGAGCCUUAGAUUUUGCCGCGGCCUUGAUUUAGACAGGGCGUUCGGAUUUGAAUGGGAUGGCAACACAAUGAACCCCAAUCCAUGUUCGGAAAGCUACCCCGGUGAGGAAGCUUUCCAGGCUGUAGAGUCACAUAGAUUGGCUGAAUGGGCCAAGAACGAGACCGAAAACAAUGGCGUCAACUUUGUCGGCUUCCUUGACCUCCAUUCUUACUCGCAGAAGGUGUUAUACCCGUACUCCUAUUCGUGCAGUGCCGACCCACCCAGUUUGGAAAAUCUGGAAGAACUAGGAAUGGGACUGGCCAAAGCUAUCAGGAUAUCUUGUGGGGAGCAAUACGGCGUUGCCUCUGCAUGCGAGGGCGCCAUCCCAUCACAAUUCGCGGCCACCGGUGGGUUCUCACGAAUGGAGACAGGAGGCGGCUCAGCGAUCGAUUGGUUCUAUCAUGAACUGCGCGUCCGGUACAGCUACCAGAUCAAGUUAAGGGAUACUGGAAGCUAUGGGUUUUUAUUGCCAAAGGAGAACAUCGUCCCCACAGGCGAGGAGGCUUUCAAUGCGGUUAAGUAUUUUGGGGAUUUCCUUCUGGGGAACAAAGGCAUCGAAACUAAUCUCCUGGAUGAGCUACAUCAAGGGGUUUUGGAUUUGACGACUUCAAACGAUGAUGAGGCUGAGCCAAUGACCGAGGAGGAAGUUGAGUUUGAGGACGAAGAUAUCAACUGGGAGCUAAAGCGGAGGAGGAGGUAA